AUGGCACAAGUUCAAGAAGAACACAAAGACGAUGCCUCGACUGGUCCUCCCGCGGGAUUGAUCGGUCGUUCGUUGGCAACGCUCUCAGCCGCGUAAGUCGUUUCCACCACCGCCGUCGGCUAGCUCGGCGACUCGAGUGGGCCUCAAAUUGAACUCAGAAGCUGACGCAUGCAGUGGCGAUCCCGUACAGAUGGACACAACGCGCUCUGGUGCAGACUGCGUUGGUCACGACGGCGAGGUUCUAUACCAUUGGAUGUGAGUCGCAGUCGUCGCCGGCUUCGUUGGGCUAGAAUUCGAGCUCCGCGACUUGGAGGAGCCGGAGCGGACAUCACCGUGUGGGCGCUCCGCGUCGCUCGCCCGCACCUUUCUCGCAAAAACACACUCGGCAAUUGGUCGCUAGGAGUUCGGCGCUCGGGCAUGUCGACUUAUGCGACACGCCUCAGCUACCUACCGGCAUUGGAAACAAUGUGUUGUGAAUCUGCACUAAAUCUGACUCCAUUCCACCACAUGUUUUCUUUGCAGGCGGCCACGAGGCAUGGGAUCUGCGCACCGCCCUCUUCAUCGGCAUCGCUCGAGCCGUCUCGGAGGAAUCGAAGAAAAGGCAAGACCCCAAUGCCGUUCUCGAUCCCGCAAAGGUUUGUUUUCUCUUAAUUACUUGUAUUGCGCUUCAUAUCUCGUAAAUUAACCUUUGAUGCCUUCACUUUUGGCGUGAAACAGGCGACGCAAUCCGCACGCAAGAGGCUCGUCACGCUCGAGAUGAAGAACCCAAAGUUCGGCGCGUGCGUCGAAAUUAAGAUCCCCGUCAAACCCAAGCGAGGGCUGGGUGGGAUCUUGGAGUUGCUCGAUCAGGAAGAAGAGGUGGGGAGAGAGAUUCCGGUGAGUUCAAGGGUCUGGGAAUGUAGUCGUACAGUUCGCAUGAGCCGAUGCUGACGGGUUGUUGCUGGUUAGGCUGAAUGGCAACUACACAAAGAUGUCAAGGGCAAGGCGAACGAGAGAGUGCUGCUUUACUUCCAUGGUGGUGGAUACACUCGUAGGUCCCCAAUGGGAUGUCCGUCAUCUCGUCUGCGUGUGCUAACUCCGUCUCAUCCUCUCACGCCAGUGCUCAACCCAAGGACUCAUCGACCAAUUUCGCUUCACCUCUCUCAGGAGCUCGGCUGCCGCGUGCUGUGUGAGUCGCACUGUCCUCUAUCUCAAGUUUGAAAGGCGUCUCUGAUCAAUGUGUAUACUGUCCGUAGCUGUCGACUACCGACUCGCUCCAGAAACCGUCUUCCCUGGCGCUCUUUACGAUGCCGUGACCUCGUACCUCUACCUGACCGAAGAGCUCAAGGUGUCACCUUCCAACGUCCUCAUCGGCGGUGACAGUGCUGGUGCUGGACUGUGCCUCUCGUUGAUGCUCUACCUCCGCGAUACCAAGAUGAAUCAAGUAGCAGGUGCGAUCCUCUUGUCCCCGUUCUGCGAUAUCACUCAUUCGUUGCACUCCUGGGAGUCGAAUGGGGUAGGUCCAAGCAUCCCUGCGCAUGUUCUUGGUCUGGGUGAAACUAACCAUUCUACUUUUAUCCAGCACCUUGACUACCUCAGCGUCCCCGUCGACCCCUCCCCCUUGAACCCAGCCAAACUCUACGCCCCCUCCAACGCUUUGCACCCCUACGUCACCUCCGUCUUGGCAGACCACCAAAACCUUCCGCCUCUCCUCCUCCAAGCCGGAGGCGCCGAAACCCUUCGCGACGAAGUGACGCUCUUGGCCCAUCGUGCCGAUCGUGCGGGCGUCGAUGUGACGCAUGAGAUUUAUGAUUCGGGGGUGCAUGUGACGCAUCUUCUCUUUGAGAGCGAAUUGGCGAGGGUUUGUAGGAUCCAAGUCGGGGUAUGGGCCAAGAAGGUUCAGGGGCCGGAGAAGUUGAAGACUAGGAGCGAGGGGUGGAGUGAGGUCGAUGCGUUGUUCGGAUCGGAAUGGAAGAGAUUGGAAGGGAAUGCGACCGACGGUGGUGCGAACAAGAGUGGUGGAGCGGAGAAGAAGGCGACUCCUCAACCGGCGUACAUUUUCGAACCUGUUGUUCAAGAAGCGCCCCAAAUUCAUCUGCGCCAGAACGCGAACGAGGAGGUUGCCAAAGCCGUCGAGGAGGACGCCGAGUACAAACCUAGGAAAGGCCUGACGACGAUUUUUGUCCCCAAGAGGAACCCCAAGGCGGGGCUGGUGGGUCAAGUCCGAGGGGUGUUGCAUUUGUGA
Molecule: messenger RNA, 2224 nt
Organism: Microbotryum saponariae
Lineage: Eukaryota; Fungi; Basidiomycota; Microbotryomycetes; Microbotryales; Microbotryaceae
Source: the annotation of a GenBank genome assembly